This is a messenger RNA of Microstroma glucosiphilum, 1669 nucleotides long. RefSeq lists its product as hypothetical. The transcript is spliced from 4 exons. Gene Ontology annotation, cellular component: membrane. Gene Ontology annotation, molecular function: transmembrane transporter activity. The record is from RefSeq and is a predicted model, not a curated record. Gene Ontology annotation, biological process: regulation of peptide transport; transmembrane transport. The coding region runs from base 111 to 1496 and encodes 461 amino acids. Lineage: Eukaryota; Fungi; Basidiomycota; Exobasidiomycetes; Microstromatales; Microstromataceae.
GGAAUAGCGUCAGUGAGUCAUAUCAGCGAUUCCCCUUGUCUUGGGACCCCUCAUCACUCGACAGCCCUCUGCACGGGUCUGCCGCCGUUCCUCCUGCGGCCUGAACAAUCAUGGAUGAAGCCAGACCCGCUGCUUCUCGGACGCAAGGUGCGGCCGCUGUGGCAAGGCAGCAUGACUACAUCGUCGGCCUCGCCCUCCUGAUCCUCGUCGUCUUGUUGUGGACGGCGUCCAACUUCCUCACAAAUAACAUCCUCACUUCAGGCUGGGACAAACCAUUUGCCGUGACAUACGCAAACACCUCAUCUUUUGCUCUUUACCUUAUACCCUUUGCAUUGGCACUGCACAAGCCUAGAAGACGGAGAGUCGCAGCUCAAGAUGCGAGGUCACAUGACAGCGACAGCAAGGAGGAUGGAGCAAGUAGCUUCUGGGCUAGAAUAGGCUUCGCUCUGCCGGAGUCACCACGACAGAGGCGCGGGAGCUACUCCCGACUGGCCACGUCCGAUGCCGUUGCGUACGAUGGCACUAUUCUCCGGCUCCCUUCACCGAGCUGUGAUGCCAUACGCGAUGUACGGCCUCGCCUAGCGCAGGGUGGCAGGCCGUCUUCGAUUGAUGGAAGGCGGCCGGUGGUCAGGCUGGACGAAGAAGGUGGAUCGAUGUCGCCGCAAGCUCUUCCUCCGCUGACACUGCGAGAAACAGCAGUGCUGGCGGGGCAGUUCACUCUUGUCUGGUUUGCUGCCAAUUGGAGUCUGACUGCUGCUCUGGGAAUGACUAGUGUAGCAAGCGGCACAACGUUGAGCAGUGCAAGUGGUUUCUUCACACUAGGUCUGGGUAGCUUGACUGGCGUUGAGCGUGUCACGAAGGCGAAGCUUCUCGCAGUCCUUGUCAGCUUCCUUGGAGUGGCGCUCGUAACUCAUGCCGACUCACUGCCAGAAGUAGAUGAGGUGGGAGUGCAAGGUCCCGUCAAUGCCCGCUUAGGGGAUUUCCUCGCCCUGCUAUCGGCAUUCUGCUACGCAGUCUAUGUCACUCUGUUGAAGCUUCGCAUCAAAUCGGAAGAUCGCGUCUCUAUGCCGCUCUUCUUUGGCUUCGUCGGGGCGUUCAACAUUCUGGCAAUGUGGCCUGUUGGGCUUGGCCUCCAUCUUACCGGCUGGGAGACCUUUCAGCUGCCCAGUGAUACCAAGACUUGGGUGGGCGUGGGGGUCAAUAUGGGUAUCACUUUCGUCAGCGACUUUGCCUAUUUGCUCUCCAUGCUCAAGACGGCCCCACUCGUCGCAACGGUCGGCCUCUCCCUCACCAUCCCUCUUGCUGUCUUCAUCGACCUGCUCAUGGGCACGCAUUCCGGAGGCACGAUGGCCAACAUUGGAUCGCUUGCGGUACUACUGAGUUUCGUCGCGAUCGGCUGGGACGAUACGCACAGUGUAGGGGACGAGCGAGAAGAAGAGGACGUGAUUCGGGGGAGGACAGGAAGCAGCGUCGACGAAGACGACGUUGAACGGUAGUUUUGGAGGAGUCAGCAGCAGUGCCUCGAACUGUUGUACCGCAAUCUGUAUUAAUAGACUGGCAAAUAUAGACAGUGCGUACUUUGCUCUUUGCUGUUGCGCCUGCAGUAGCGGCUUCUGGUUCAAGCGGCUGAUCAGUGCGCCCGUCACCGUGUAACCAAGUCGUACCUGCG